This is a messenger RNA of Dermacentor andersoni, 1435 nucleotides long. It is a transcript of the gene brn, whose product is annotated as beta-1,3-galactosyltransferase brn. The record is from RefSeq and is a predicted model, not a curated record. Gene Ontology annotation, biological process: protein O-linked glycosylation. Gene Ontology annotation, molecular function: hexosyltransferase activity; UDP-glycosyltransferase activity. NCBI's taxonomy places the organism in Eukaryota, Metazoa, Arthropoda, Arachnida, Ixodida, Ixodidae. Gene Ontology annotation, cellular component: Golgi membrane.
AGGUGCGGCCGCGGCAUGCCGCCUACGUCGGGAGCGUGUGUCCGUUGCUCAGUUGCGGUUCUUUAUUAUCUUUAUUCUACAGUUGUGGCAUGUUUUGUGUUCGGAGGCGUCUUUGUGUUAGGUCCUCGUGUUGUCCUAGUAAGCGUUUCAGUUUUGGCCGCUGUUGUGUUUGUGAGGCCCGCUUGGAAACGACUUGCAAAUGUGGUACUGAACUGCGGCGAUGUCAAGGCGAUGCUGAUGACAGCUUUCUGUGAGUGCGUAACGCCCAUGGUUCGACGUGCUAGGUUUGUGCGUGCUUUGCAGUCGCCGAAAGUAAAAUGGUUAGUCAUUGCUUCAGCAAUAGUAUUGUUCAUCGAAGCUGCAGGACUGUACACAAUGUGUUGGGAAACGCCCUACGCACAGUUCACCUACCCACUAGAGGUGGAUGCACGCGAACUCCUACGUGCCCUCGAGGAUGGCCGCGCGCCUGCUGUGCGCCCUAUCAACUCUUGCGAGCGCUACCGCUUCAAAAUUCGCAACGAUCGCAAGUGCGCGGAAGUGAACGGCACUGUGCGCCUACUCUUGCUUGUGAAGUCCGCUCUGCAACACAGAUCACGGCGGGAUGCCAUCCGUCGGAGCUGGGGCUUCGAGUCCCGAUUUUCAGACGUCGUCAUACGGCGCGUUUUCAUGCUUGGUACUGGCAAGCCGGAGACGCAAGACGAAGUUGACGCUGAGUAUGCCCGUCAUAAGGACCUCGUUCAGGCAGAUUUCAUUGACGCUUAUUACAACAAUACUAUCAAAACGAUGUUGGGGUUCCGGUGGGCAUUCCAGCACUGUCGGAAAGCUGAAUUCGUGUUGUGUGUAGACGAUGACUACUACGUUUCUGUGAAGAAUCUUCUCAAAUUUAUUAGAAAUCCGUGGGGCCUGUCAGCGGUGGAAUCCGAGGAGGAGAACACACCCACAACAUUUAUUGGAGAUGGUCGUCUUUGGGCAGGCUUUGUGUUCGCCCGAUCGCGCCCGAUGCGGCAUCGUUGGAGCAAGUGGUAUCUAUCGUUGGAUGAGUACCCCUUUUCGAGAUUUCCACCUUAUGUGACAGCAGGCGCAUUUGUACUAUCCCAGCCGGCACUGGUGGACUUGUACCAAGUGUCUCAGUAUACGCGCCCUUUUCGUUUUGACGACAUAUUUCUUGGGAUCGUGGCACGAAAGGCUGGUCUGCAGCCUUUGCAUAGCGACGCAUUCCGCUUCUGGGGCCGGCCCGAGUCCCCGCAAGACUUUGAAGGAUUGGUGGCUGCUCAUGGCUUCAGCGAUCCUGAACUAUUAGUGCGUGUCUGGGAGCAGCAAAAGAGCCGUGGCCAGGCUUGAUUAUUUGUGUAGAUAUUUAGGUUUUCAACGGGACUCUGUUCUUUAGUUCUGGACUGUGUUCAACUGUGACAAUAAAUUCUUGUUAGCUGUUUUG